ACACACAUCGAUGAACCGGGUACGAGCCCCAAACCACCAACACCAGUGUGCCGAUCUUCGGUCGCAAAACUUCGGCGGCGGAGUACACAGUGUCAGGUUACCGCCGUCGUCUCCAGCUCGGUGCAGAAGGUGUACUACGAGGGCAGGCACGUACAACACGCGGAGACGCUAGAGCUGCGAGGCAAACGGAAGACUCGGGUCAGUCCGACGGUGGUCAGCGAGCAGUGUAGAGCAAGAGCAGUUGGUGCGCAUUCGUUGUGUGGUGCCAUUGUUGUUUUUUUGUUUUUGCGCAAGGGCACGUCUCACACGGGGUUUUUUUUUUUGGGCACAUCUCACACUCCCGCACUGAUUUCACCGAGACACACAUACGCAGACACAUCCAAUGGCUGGGCUUUUUAACCUGCGACGCUACGGUGCAUCUAUCGCCCGGCACCAUCUUCUAACCGGUGGUUCAACCCGUCGGCGCCCGCCACCGCACGCGAAUGUGUUCGGACGUGCACUGCACACCAGCUCGGUGCUGGACCGUGUCGUCUCCUUCCAUCUGUCCGACAUCGGUGAGGGUAUACGGGAGGUGACGGUGAAGGAGUGGUACGUGAAGGUGGGCGACGUGGUGGAACAGUUUGACAAUCUCUGCGAGGUGCAGAGCGACAAGGCGUCGGUGACGAUCACCAGCCGGUACGAUGGUAAAAUCGUCAAGCUACACCACAGCGUGGACGAGAUUGCACUCGUUGGCAAACCGCUGCUCGAUUUCGAUGUGGAAGAUCAGGCAGAGGACGAUAGUGGUAGUAGCAGCAGUAGCUCGGAUGAAGAGACUGAACGGCCGGCUGAUGCGAAACCGGCCGCUACUGCUGGACAGGUGCCGGCCGGUAAGGUGCUAGCAACGCCCGCCGUACGUCGGAUAGCGAUGGAAAAUAAGUUGGACCUGACGAAGGUACCGGCGACCGGGCGUAAUGGGCGCGUGCUGAAAGGAGAUGUGCUCGAGUUUCUGCAGGUCAUUCCGAAGGGUACGGUGAAGCCACAUCCGAGUCUGGUUGCAUCAAAGGACCAACGAAAACCCGAACCGUCCACACCGACACCGAUUGAUCUGAAACAGGCAGAAACGGUUGUACCGUUGAAGGGCGUUGCCAAGGCUAUGGUUCGUUCGAUGACGGAAGCGCUGAAAGUACCUCACUUUGCGUACUGCGAUGAAGUGGAUGUCACCAAGCUGGUCGAGGUUCGGUCCCAAUUGAAGGAGGAAGCGGCCCGCCAAGGUGUCAAGCUCACCUAUAUGCCAUUCUUCCUGAAGGCAGCCUCGAACGCGUUGCUCCAACACCCGAUACUGAACAGUUCCUUCGACGAGUCAUCCGAAAGCGUCAUCUACAAGACGUACCACAACAUCAGCGUGGCCAUGCAAACGCCCCAAGGUUUGGUAGUGCCGAAUGUGAAAAACGUCGAGCAGAAAUCGAUCCUUCAGAUAGCUAACGACCUAAACGCACUGCAGGAGCGUGGUGCUAAGGGUGCGCUCACGCCGAACGACUUUGCGAACGGAACGUUCGCACUGUCCAACAUUGGAAUUAUCGGAGGUACGUAUACGCACCCGGUCGUCAUGACGCCGCAGGUAGCUAUCGGUGGACUUGGCCAGACCCGGGUAUUGCCACGAUUCGACGAAGCUGGACGUGUCGUACCGGCGCACAUAAUGGUGGUCAGCUGGACGGCGGAUCAUCGCAUCAUCGACGGUGUAACGAUGGCAAGCUUCUCCAACCUGUGGAAACAGUACCUGGAGAACCCGAACCUACUAAUGCUGGGCGCCAAGUGAGGUACACCGUGUGCAAAGCACACCUGGUUUUCACGUAGACGACAUUCCCAAUCAAUGUGCCGAUAUUGCAUUUACUAGUUGUUUAAGGUUUAUAUUAUCUCCACCUAGCACGAGAUAUCGAACGACAACUGCCCAUGGAAGUGUGGCGGUGGUCCUAGAGUUGAAUAAUGUAUCGCAGAGCAGAGCUCGAAAUCUAUAAAACAAAAAAAACCCUUCGAAUUGCUGUGUAUGUGUGGUAUGUUUCAUAUUUGCCAUCUCUUCCCUACGACAUAAUACAGUCUUUCCCGACCAAGUCAAUAAACGUUAACCAACGUCCAGGAAGCGUAA
Anopheles stephensi (Asian malaria mosquito) is the source of this 2122-nucleotide messenger RNA. It is a transcript of the gene Dbct, whose product is annotated as lipoamide acyltransferase component of branched-chain alpha-keto acid dehydrogenase complex, mitochondrial. The record is from RefSeq and is a predicted model, not a curated record. Gene Ontology annotation, molecular function: acetyltransferase activity; lipoic acid binding. Lineage: Eukaryota; Metazoa; Arthropoda; Insecta; Diptera; Culicidae. Bases 383 to 1795 code for a protein of 470 amino acids. The transcript has 4 exons. Gene Ontology annotation, cellular component: mitochondrion; cytoplasm.